AUGAAAAUACUUCUUAUUCUAUUGGUUUUCGUUGACACUUGUGCUGCCGUAGGUCAUGUGCAGUCAAUCGCGGUACAUGGGCGUCUUAUGUGCAACAUGUUCAUUGCACCUCCAACGCUGGUCAAACUCUACGAUGACGAUUUCCCUGAUUUCGACGAUAUCUUGGACUCUGUGAAGACAAAUUACACCGGAGAAUUUUAUUUGUCAGGAUCCACCGUGGAGUACUUGACCAUGGAUCCAAAAUUGAUUAUUUACCAUGACUGCAAUCAUUUUAACGAUGCAUGCUCGCAAGAGCUCACAAUUUUGAUCCCUUCUUCCUAUGUCACCCAUAAUAUAUCUCCAGUCAAAGUGUUCGAAGUUGGCACCAUUCAACUUGCUGGAAAGUACCUCGAGCAAACCGUUGAUUGUAUUCAUUGA
This is a messenger RNA of Caenorhabditis bovis, 417 nucleotides long. NCBI's taxonomy places the organism in Eukaryota, Metazoa, Nematoda, Chromadorea, Rhabditida, Rhabditidae. The record is from the annotation of a GenBank genome assembly.